This is a messenger RNA of Melanotaenia boesemani (Boeseman's rainbowfish), 948 nucleotides long. RefSeq lists its product as uncharacterized. Lineage: Eukaryota; Metazoa; Chordata; Actinopteri; Atheriniformes; Melanotaeniidae. The transcript is spliced from 5 exons. The coding region runs from base 116 to 772 and encodes 218 amino acids. The record is from RefSeq and is a predicted model, not a curated record.
CACCUGAUAAAACCCACCCACUGGUUGCAGGCUCCGCCCAUUUAGGAAGUAAGGUGUACUUGUGCCCAUCCUGCCCACGUGAAUUCAUUCUGAGUAAAGGAAUCGCCAUACAAACAUGUGUGGAAUACUUAAAUUUAUAUUAAUGUCGGUGGCGUUUGCUGGAGCGGCUCCAGUAACUUCAGGACCAAAUUAUGCAGCACAAGAUGGUCCAGAUGAAAACGUCACCCUGCAGUGUUCAAGUGGAAACACCACUCUUACAGCAGGAAUAAAAGGCCAUCAGGACAUCACCGUCCACGUUGGGGAGCAAUGCAAGCUCAUCUUUCCAAAGAUGAGCGGUGAUCAUUCCUCAGUGUUCCUGAAAAGGAACGGCAGCAACCAGUAUGUUGGUGGUUGCAGAGACCAGCAUGACCUAGGAGAAAGCCUGGACCCGUUAUUUACCGGCCAGGUGGAGCAGAGCGACUGCAUGAAGAUGGAUGAAGGCUUCAGUCUGACCUUCAUGUCUCUGGCCAUGAACUACACAGGGACAUACACCUGGAAGAGUGGAGGAAAGAGCAGCUCCUUCACCCUGAAUGUUACUGACGGAGGUGGAGGCAUCAUCGUCGUCGUCUUCAUCGUCAUCGUUGUCGUCAUCGUUGUCGUCAUCAUCAUCAUUUUUUGUGUAUUUGUUGUUUUUAUAGUAUUUGUAAAGAAUAAAAAAGCAUUGGAGAUCAAAUUAGUUGUUUUUAAGAAAUAUGUCCGAGAUAAAAGCUGUUUUAAAAAUGAUGUCAUCUAGUGGAACAUCAUGAUUUUACUGAAUUGUUAAAAGCAGUUUCUAAUAUGCAGAGUAAUAAAAACAUCCUCAGUAUGUGGAAAGUACCGUCUUUCCAAGCCUUUUUUAAAUUAUUGUAUUUAAUCAUUUUUAUCCAUUAUUUUUUUAAAGCAAAUAAACUUGCUUUUCCCUUGUUUGAA